This is a messenger RNA of Paramecium tetraurelia, 162 nucleotides long. RefSeq lists its product as uncharacterized. The transcript has 2 exons. Lineage: Eukaryota; Ciliophora; Oligohymenophorea; Peniculida; Parameciidae. The record is from RefSeq and is a predicted model, not a curated record.
AUGUAGAUUUUUGAUUUAUCCAAAAGUAGUGGGGGAUUUUAUGAUGAUAAUGGUAUGAGAGAUGGGUUCUGGAUUGACUUAUGCUAAAUUUCACUAAUGUUCGAUAAGUUACUUUUGCAGGGAAGUACAAUCAUGGAAAAAGAAUUGGAAAAUGGGAUUUGA